Molecule: messenger RNA, 8893 nt
Organism: Hemibagrus wyckioides
Lineage: Eukaryota; Metazoa; Chordata; Actinopteri; Siluriformes; Bagridae
Gene: nin
Product: ninein (GSK3B interacting protein)
Exons: 28
Coding region: 10-7179 (2389 amino acids)
Biological process (GO): centrosome-templated microtubule nucleation; centrosome localization; microtubule anchoring at centrosome
Cellular component (GO): centrosome; pericentriolar material; ciliary transition fiber
Molecular function (GO): calcium ion binding
Source: RefSeq, a predicted model, not a curated record
GGCAGGCUGAUGGAUGGAGAGGGAGAUCAGAGGGAUCAGCAUGAGGAGCGCUUAAGGGAAGUGUUUCAGAGUUUCGAUGGGAGCGGUGCUGGUUCACUAAGCCCCGAGGAACUAACAGAGCUCUGUCACGCCUUACAGCUGGCUGACCAAGCUCUACACACACUGCUAGAAACACUAUUCCAGACAGAGGACCAAAUAAACACAAGGGUUGAAUUUGAGCAAUUUAAGGAUGCUUUGAUUCUAGUGCUUUCCUCCAAUGAAGAGACACUAGCUAAAGAAAACCCUCCUCGACCAGAGGUGCAGCCUCGCUUUGUAAAGGGCACUAAGCGUUAUGGUCGUCGGUCCACACCAGAGUUCACACACUCCAACUCUGAUCUUGAACACACACCGUCGGUCGAAAGAGAGGAGGAGGAUGCCACAAGGACCAGUGAUGGGACAUUGCCUGUUAAGCGUGAGCGCUGGAACGCUGACGUGAGCAGUGCAGAGGAGUAUGAAGCAGAGGGUCAGCUGCACCUGUGGAACCCAGAUGAGCCGGGUACUCCACGGGGUAGCAUGGCACCUCUCAGUGACCUGGAGGAGAGACUGUACAGUGCCUGCCAGCAGCUCUCACUGCCCCUGCAUGGCACAGCUACCCUACAACAACUACGCACACUCUGCCAGCACCUUGACUUGGAGGUAGGAGAGGAAGUCUUCCAGUCUGCCCAUGAGAAGAAUGUGAGUGUGUUGGAGUUUGUAUCUUGCAUCCAAACCGACAGCAAACCACCUACUCCUUCUGCCUCAACCCCUUACAGACAGUUAAAGAGACAUCACUCUACACAGCCAUUUGAUGAGAUGGGUCGCAGGAUUUCAACUGCGAUGAGCAGUACAAUCGGACUGCGCCUGUUUUCUGAAUUAGAUGAUGGAACAGGACACACUGCAGUUGAGCUACUUCUGGAUGCCUGGCUAGAAGACGGUGUACAGAACAGCUCUGAAAUCCUGCAGGCUCUAGAUUUCAAUCUGGAAAGAAAGGUGAAUCUGAGUGAACUGACUGCAGCUCUAGAGAACGAGCUUAUGGUUACGAAGAACUCCAUCCACCAAGCAGCACUAGCGAGCUUUAAGGCUGAGAUCAGAUACCUCCUUGAGCGUGUGGAUCUGGAGCUCAGGGAGAAAGAGAAGCUUCACUCUGAUUUGGAAAAAGCAGAGAAGCUGAAGUCCCAGCUGGCCUCUGAGGUGGAUGAGCAUCACUCCACUAUCGAACGCAACAACAAUCUUAACCUGCGGAAGUUGGAGCAGGAGCAUAAGGAUCGUAUGGUGGCUCUGAAGGCAGAGCUGAGCAAAGAGGUGGAGCUUGUACAGCAACAGGCCAGUCAGCAGAGGGAAGAGCUUGAACUGGAAAUCAGUAGGGUCAGAGAAGAUGAAACCUUCCUCAGAGAGCGUCUCACACUGACUCUUAAGGAAAAUGGCCGAUUGGAGGCAGAGCUGCUGGACAGCACAGAGCGCCUGAUGGAAGUGGAGGCCCAGCUUAAUAAACUCCAAAAGAACUUGGACAAUGUUCUAAGGGAGAAGUUUGGUGAUUUGGACCUGGGCAAUGCUGAGUUCUAUCAGCAGGAGGAACGUCUCAGGCAACUGCGCAACAGUUACGAGGAGCAGUGUCGGGAACUACAGGAUCGUAUAGAUGAGCUGCAGGCUCAGUUAGAGGACUUUCGUUCUGUAAGCCGUGCCCCGCAGACCUCCCUCAUGCCCUCUCUGUCUGAUGAGCUGGACAGCAAGAGUCCAGGCAUGGAGUCGGACCAAGGCCUAGGUUCUGAAGAAGGGCAGCCCUUUAACCUGAGCCUGGAGGCAGAGAUGAUGCUGGAGCAAUUGAAAGAGCAACACAUCAGAGAGUUGGAAGACAUCAGAGAACAGUUAGAUUCCACGGUGAACAAGUGUGAACACAGGCUCGAAGAACAAAAGACUUCUUUUGAGGAGGAGAGGAGUCUUCUCUCCUUACAGCACCAACAGGAGGUGAAGGCUAUAAGAGAAGAAUUGAACAAAGCACUAGAGCGAGCUCGAGAUUUGCAAGAGCGAUUGGAGCAGGAGAGAUGCAGCAUGGAGGCUCAGCAGAGUGUUGAGCGUGCUGAGCUACAUGCUGUUUACCAGCAGCAGGUUGAUUCUCUCAGCCAGGAGGUGCAGGAUGCCAGGAUCCAGGCAUUGAAGCUGGAGGAGCAGCUCAAGCUACUGGAGGAGCAAGAGGAGAGCAGCGUGAGGGACAAAGAAGAGCUGAGCAAGGCUCAUGCAGAGGAGCUUAGCCGAAUGGAACUGCACUACACGGAGACACUCAAGGCCAGCCUGCAGAAGCAGAAGGGGGAAGCAGAGAACACACUCACAGAGGAGUUGAAGAAAGAAAGACGGCAUCUGGAAGAAGUUCAUGAGGAGGUGCUGAGGGUUCAAUUAGAAGAGGUGCAACAGAGAGCUGAGCAAGAGCGAGUCGAAUUAGAGAGGAGGCUCAGGGAAGAGUGGGAGUGUGAUAAGCAGCAACUAGAAGAGAGCAAUAGGAAAAAACUUCAGGAGGAGCUGGAUCUUAUGCAAAGUGAGCAGGAGGAAAGCAGUAAGAGGUUCAGAGCGCAGUGGGAAAAGGAGCACAUGCUUCUACAAGAGCAACAUCAUACUGAGCUGCAGAAGUGUUUACAGCAGGAAAGAGAGCGACUGCAGGUGCAGGAGGAAGACAAGGAGCGUAGAAUGAUAGAGGAGUGGGAAAAAGAGCGAGUUCAAUUACAUGAGCAGCAUGAGGGGGUUCUGCAGGCCAGGUUAGAGGAGCAGAGAGCACAGUUCCAGGCACAGGGAAAGGAGCAAGAACGGACGUGGCAGAAAAUGCUGGAAGAACACCGGGUCCAAAUGGAACAUGCACACCGGGAGGCUAUGGAGGAGCUGAGUGUAAAACAUAGUGAAGAGAGAGAGAUGCUGAGCUGCAUGCUGGAGAAACUACAUGCAGACAUUGCCAAAGAGAGGAAAGAGCCAGAGAUCCAUUUUGCUCAGAGAAUCCGUCAAGUAGAGGGCAGUUUCUCUGGUGACCUGGAAGUGGUGAUGAAGCAUAUUCAGACAGAUGCAUGUAACCUGGAACAUCACUACCAGAGGAAAGUGAUGGCAUUUUCCCAGCACCAUGUUGCAGAUUGUGUGCAAUGGGAGGCAAAGCUGGAAACUGCCACCCAGGAGGCAGAGCAGCAAAGGAAAUUCCUGCAGGAGUCAGAAAAGGAGGCCAUAGUUACAGAGCUCACACAAAAGCCAAAGAGGCUGGAACAUAGCCAUAUAGUAGAUAUGGAUGCCAUCCUACAGCUUCAGAGCAAACCGGAGAAUAUUGUUAGCAUGGCUCAAAUUGAAGAGACUGUGUUUAGCUGUGAAUUAAAUGAGUUGCAUGACAGACUGAAGGAGAAUCUAAAAGACAAAGAUACUUUGCUGUUACAGACAGAAAACAAAGCUGCAAAACUUGAAUUAUUGCUUAGGCAGGCUGUGGAUGACUUUAGGAGACAGCAUGAUGAGAUCUUGCCAUUUAUUGAGAAACAGCAGCAAGAAAGGUGUGACUUGGUCAAAAGAUUCAGAAGAAAGAUUCAGGACAUGGAAUGUCUUUUCCGCCAGGCUAUGGAAGACUUUCACAAUGAAUAUCUAGAGCUGCAGGGGACUGUGGUUGAGCUUGAAGAGAAACUGAAGAACAGCAUCUCCAUAGCAUUGAAACAAGAAGAACAGUGUGUGGCACUUUUUGCGGAAAGAGACAACCUGGCACUUAAAGCUCAGCAGGUGGAGUCAUGUGCCAGAGACUCCAUUACAGGUCAAACCAUGAGUGAUCAAAUUAUUCAGGAUCUCUCUCUGCCUGAUUUCCCUAUAGAGUUUGUGAUUCAGCCCCAAGAUAAUGUGAUGGCAGAGCAUCCAAGAGGCUUUAGAGCUCUAGUGAAAGAGAAUUCACCCAUAGCACAGCAUGAGAAAUUUAAAAGACCAUUUCCACAAGAGGAAGAUGCAGGAGACUUUGAGAAUCCAGAGCAUGCAAAUGCACAGAUGUUAAAAAUGAUCUUUGGUGAGAAUCUAUCCUGUACAGGAGGUAAUAAAACAGGAGACACUCAAAUGGUGAAGGAUGACCACUUUACUGAUACUGAUACUUCCAGUACUGAGGAGACCGAUGACCCUUACAGCUAUGAGCCACUGUUUGUUGAUAUUGCAGAAAAAACAGAGAGUACAACCAAGAAUACUGCAAGUUUUGAUUUUGACACAUUGGGUGUCACCAGUACUGAAGGAAGCACAGAAAUUGGCAGGUUUGUGGACUCUAGUGUUAGCACUAGAUCUUGUAUUGAAGAAACCAAAUCUUUAGUUGGUGGAGAAUUAUGUGAGAAUUCUGCUGAAACAAGUAACAAGACAUUUGAAUUUAAAAUCAACAACAUUAUGACUGAGGAUACAGUGUGGCCACAAGGUGCAGAGGUCUGUAAUUUCACUGAUUCUGAAAAAGCGGCAGUAGCUCCAGGGAAUAACAGGGAACAUCAUGAAGGUACACAAAAUGGUGAAUUGUACAGUGGUAAGUUCUACAAAGAUACUGUUGCGAUGGCAGAUGAAGAGGUUCCAAGGUGGAGCAGUGAUUAUUUUAAUCCUAUGCGAAUGUUGGUAAAAAAUGGUACAAUUUGCAUAAGCACAGACACGGUUCAACAUGAUUCUGACACAGCUAGAGGAAUCAAAGGUGCCAAUAUUUCCAAAAACACCACAGACCCAAACCAGUUUGUGGUCAGAAUUACUCAAGCUGAUGUUUCGUAUCAUGAGGAGCCAGGUCUUGAGAUGCGAGAAAGGAUUGAAGAGGAUACCACCACCAUUGUUGAGACUGGUUACAGCUGUACUACCACUUCCCAACACCAGGUUCUAGCCAUUGAACCCAUGCUACAAAAAGAGCAAGAAGAAACUGAACUUGGUGAAUAUUUGCGUGCUAUAGAAAUUUUGGAGUUACAAGUGAUAGCAGUGCAGUUCAAAUACCAAAGUCAUCUUUUGGAGCUGCUUCAGGAACAGUACAAAAGCACAGUGAAGCAAAAUCUCUCCCUGCAGAACCAGCUGGUUAACAUGCAGCAGUGCAAUGACGAGCUAGAGCUGAUGCUGGAUCUGAAUAAAGGCAAGCUCCUCACCAGUCAGACAGUCCUGGAGGAGAUUCAUGACCUUAGGAUGGACCUGAAUGCUUUGGCAGGCUAUGCUAUAGAAUUGGAAAUAAAAGUAUUGGAGUUUGUUGAGCUCCAGGCACAAUAUGAAAAAUGUGUCUAUGAAAAUGUGCAGUUGGCACAGCAGAAAAUGAAACUGGAGAGAAGAGUGGAACACCUGGAGAGCAAGAUUCACACUGUCCAAGAGUUCCAGGAGCAACAAUCAGGCCUGCUGAAGCACUUUAUUAACAUGCAUAAAGAGAAUGCAAGGCUGAGCAUGGCGGUUCAUGAUCAGGAACACUUGGAUAAGAUGCUUCUGACACUGCACAAAGAGGCUGAAUCUAUAUCUGUAGACUCCUCAGAUGACUCCUUUAAGGACCUCAGCUUCCAGCUAGGGAUGAAGGUCUUUACGUUGUGUGAACAGGGAGACUUGGAGUUUGAGAAACAGAACCCUUGUAUGCAAUCUGCAGUUACUCACUUGCAGGAGAAGUUCCUAAGGAUCAACAAGAAGAUACAGGAACAUAGGAAUGAAGCUGGACGUCUUGCUGAGGAAAACCUCCUACUGAAACAGAGUAUCUCAGAACUGAGAGAAGACGACCUGAAAGAGAAGCAACAGGAACUGCUCCUUAAAGUGGAGCACUUCCGAAAGGAGAAAAACGCUGCUCAGAAGAUGGCUGACGGUCUGAAGAGGCAGAUUUCUGAGCUGCGUCGUCGUAGGAAGCAGCUAGAGCAGGAGAACAAUGCUUUGUCGCAGCAGAAUGCCAAGCAUGUACUCAGUGUUGACGCACUUCAGCAUAAUCUUGAGGAAGUGAUGCUCCAUCAUGGAAAUGGUUCCUUCAAUGAAAGGAGUGAGAUAGAGGAAGGAGAUUUUGCAGCAUCUCAUAGCAAAACUGAAAAGCUGGAAGAGGAGAAGAAGCUUUUACGAGCAGAACUGAACCACUGUGUGGAAAAGAUGGCUCAGCUUCGUUCAGCUGAAACUCAGCUGGCUCAAGUCUUGCAAGAGAGACAGAUGGCCGACAAACAUAACCAAGCAUUACGUACACAAAUGAUCAAGGCGCAGGAGAAGGUCCAAGCAGUGAAUUUUACACUGCAAGAGCUGACUCAGCAGAACUCGCGUCUGAAAUCAGACCUGCGUAUCACGCAACAAGAGCGAGACACUCUCAAACAGGAAGUGAUCUCACUGCAUAAACAGCUGCAGAAUGCCAAUGAAAAGUGUCGUCCGGCGGAGAUGUCUGUAUCUGGUAUCCCAGGCAGCUCACACCAGGGGAAGCGAGUGUGGCCGGAGCUGUCUAGGUUGAUGGAGGCAGAGCUGAAUUUGCUGCGUGAAGAAAAUCAGAGACUACAGCGAGAGAUCAGUGAUGCAAGACUAGAGCUCAGCUCUGCACAUGAGAAGACUCGUCAGUUGGAGGCGCUGGUGUUGAGUGUGAAACAGCAGAAGCUGCAGAACCAGGCACGCUUGGCCAAGACAGCUGAGCAGGAGAGAUCAGCUCUGAGACGAGAGAUAGAGGCUCUGCAUACACAGCUACACAAUAAGUCGUGUGACAGUAAGGAAGAGCAGAGAGAAUUUGAGAAGCUUCAUGAAGAGAAUGAGAGACUGAGGAACAAACAGACAAUAAUAGAGGCACAACUGAUGGAGGCUCAGCUUUUAGCCAUGUUGCCACCAUCACCACUGCGAAUGUCAGCGGAGCGGCGUGGUCAGCCCCGUGGAGAUGACAUGAACCCAGAUAUUAAUAAAGAAAAGGAAAUGGCGCUGUUAAAGAUGGAGGAGAGGAUGAAGGAGGUGGAGCUCACACUCCGAAAUGUCAAACUAUUGUUGCAGGAGAAGGUUUCCCAGCUGAAGGAACAGAUGAAUAAGAACAGUAAAGCAGACGUGUUGAUCAAGGAUCUUUAUGUGGAGAAUGCACACCUUUUGAAGGCUCUGGAAGUGAGUGAGCAGAGGCAGAAGGUGACAGAAAAGAAGAAUUACCUCCUGGAGGAGAAAAUCUCCAGCCUCAAUAAGAUCGUUCGUGAGCUCAGUCCCUCGCCACUAAUGCCUGUGCCGUACCACGUGACCCGCUCCUGAAAACCCAUUUCAUAGUUUUUAAUAUAUUUUUCUGUGCUAUUUAUUUGUUUUUAUUUUAAGACAUUAGAGGUCAUGUUUUUCCAAAUGAAGCCAUCAAUCUUUCUUGACAUAAAUACUACCAAAAAGCACACAGAGGAAAGACACUCUGUCUGAGUAUUCAGAUUGUCUGGUUAGACCUUUCUGGUGCAUAUGCUGGGAAAAAAUACCUAAAUGUAUUAAAUCUGCUCUUUCUAACAGCACGGGUAUUUGUGCUUCCUUAAAGAUGCAGUUUGUGAGUUAUAGAGCAGUUGCCAUGGAAACACUGACCCCACCUUUUCUGUUGAAACUGUCGUCUCUCUUGCGAGUUGGCUUUAAGAAAAUCAUGCACUGAGCGACUUCAUUCUGGUUGGGGAUGGGGUGUGUUUUUGGGCCAGAAAACUGCUUAAUACACAGAACCUCGACAGUAAUAUUAUGAAUAUCAGUUUUGCAAAGGUAUUAUUAUUACUUUUAUAUUAUUAUUUUUUUAAUUUUAGGAUUCAGAAAGCACAAGAACCCCUUAUUAAAAAUAAAAAUCAGACUUCUGAUUUUCUCCAUCACUAAGGUAUAAUUCUAAAUCAAGGUUUAUAAAGUGAAAUUAUGAAUUUCUUUUAGUAUGUCAAUUUUAUAACAAUUUAUUUGUAUUAUUUUACAUAAGUCAAGAACUAUUCCAGUUACCUAUUUGCACUUAAUUAUUAUAUUCUUACAAAUUGAAGAUUAUUUUUCUUUAUAUGUAAUUGAAACAAUGUCAUUCCCUGUUUUUCCUGUAUGGUUUUGUUACAGAUGAAUUCUCUGACUGUUAAAUUUCCUUAUAGAGAUGUGGGAUGGACUCUUAGUUCAGUCACCAACCCCUAAAACCAUCCUAAUGGCAAAGUGCACUUUCUCUAUGAGCAAUAUGGUAAUAUUAUGUUUAUAAUAAUAAGUGUUUUUCCCCUCUCUCCAUGAGCAGUAUUAGUUUCGAUUUUCUAUAAUAGAUUGCUUUCAGUUAAAGCCUGCCUCUUGUGUGCUGGCAUGGAGCUUCAGCAAUGUCUGUUAUAUAUAUUUUCCUUUUUGUAAAUGAAUUGUACAUACUGUGCAGGUGUUCAUUAAAGUAUUACCAUUUUUAUUUUCAUUAAUUUUAUAAAUAGACAAGGACCACUUUUAAAAGUCCUAACCAGCAUUUUUGUAAACCUAAGGUCUCCUAAAUCUGGCAGUGAAUGUAAGCCUGUAAUAAAACAACAUAGUGCUGAAACAGGAAGUAUUUGUAUUACAGUGUCUGAGGUGUUGCUAUUCAGCAGAACCAAAGAGAUUUUUCCAACUGUCACUGGCUCAGUUAACAGUAUCCAGACUGUCCAGACGCUACCUGACAAGAGCUGCUGUUACUCAGCCAAGUGCCUGACAGUGUGCUGGGUUAUUGUGAAUUAUGUGAAGCAGUAAAAUAGUUGUACAGAAGAAGGUGUCCGUGUGAUCAUUUUCUCUUUGUGAGUGUGAAGGUUUCCUGUUGCAGCAUAGGCCUGCUAAAGCAUUGUAUGUUAUUCAUAAUGAGGAAGAGCGUCAUGGGAUUUCCUUACAGCCCAAUCACAUACAUUAUACACUAUAUGUGAUCUUAAUCUUUUCAAAUGUUAAGUGAAUGUUAUCAUGUGAACAUGUACAUUUCAGUAUGUUAUGCACAGAAAUGCACUCAAGUAAAUAUCUUACAUCAUGUGAGCCAUAUGUUAUA